AUGCCCGAAGUCUUACCCGGGAACCUGACCGGUCUCUAUUACAUUUCUCUCGGAAAUUUACCGUGGAAUCUCACUUGGAGACAGCUGAAGGACUUUGCACGGAAUCGACAGCCGGACGGUAGCUGCAUCGCCAUCGAGCAUGCACACGUCUAUGCCGACCAGACGGGGGGGUGGGUAAGCGUCCGGGGCAAAGAACACUACCUGCGAGCCAUGGAUCAUUUGAGCUAUGCCGAGAUUGGUGGCCAGAGGAACGGACGCGUUCUCCUGCCGCACUGCGUCAACGAGACCAGCUCUUUCAUGCUGCGGAGUGACAACGACAGUAGUCCAUCCUCGACAGGCAAUCGUCUGCAACAACAACAACAACAACAACAACAACCGACUGCCGCACCCUCACCCUUUCCUGUGCCGACACAGGCUCAACACCCGCAGCCAAACUCCAUGCCGCACACACAAAUGGUACAGCAACAUCCGACCGAGCCCAGUCUGGGGCCGCAGAACUUCAAUAACCCGGCAGCAAACUACGCUCCGAUGUCUCCUACGUUCUCCGAUUCGUUCUAUCAGCUACCAUCUCCCCACAGCACCUCCAACACUUCCUUCGAUGGACUGAUCCCGUCCGAAUAUACCACAUAUCACUCCUCGGCGUUGAUGUUCCCCAGCAACCUCGCCACCUCUCUUCUUGUCCGACCGUUCUCCAGCCCGGUCUAUAUGGUACCGCAGCAGCUCCCACUGUCAUACCAGCACCAGCACCAGCCCAGUCCCAUAUCCAUGCCAUCUCCCGCAGGUGCAGGAUACACCCCACGAACCAGCCCUCCCUUGACUUCGAUCCCAUCCCCAACCCCUCCUUCCCAGGCGGUCAGAACCAUCAGAACAGAAGCCCGCAAGAUCGUCAUCAAGGGACUGCCUCUCCACACCACGCAACACGAGCUACAGGAGCUUCUCAGCCGAGUAUCAUCGACGCCCAGCGCGAGCUCGAGCUCGAGCCCCUGCUCCCGUCAUCACCAGCGGCCACCCAAGGGCACCACCCACUACCACCUCCAGACCCUGGAGAUGGCCAAGCACUCCGACGGCCGACCCAAAGGUCUCGCGUUCGCCGUCUUCGAGUCGCACUACACGGCCAAGAAGGCCAUCGAGUACCUGAACAGCCGCACGUGGCAGAACAAGCAGCUGACCGCGCGCUUCGCCAAAGAAGGCUACGUCGAGCCCAGCCGCGGCUGCCCGCCGGCGAACCGCUCCCGCCACCAAGCCCCAAGCGGCGCAAGCGCAAGCCCCGAGAAUUCUUCUUUCCGAGGGGACCAGAGAGGCAGGGGCGGGGCCACGGCAGCUGAACGGCGCCGCCUAGUCGAUGGGCAGGGACAUGAUCGUCGUGAUGGAGGUGAGGAUGAGAAGGGGGAGCCGGGCACGCAGGAACAACAACAGCAAAGACAACAACCGGCUGCAGAGGCAGACUUCGACGCACGGUUCUCCAGUCUCGACAUCGGUAUCGACUACCGAGACGGCGUGGCGCCGUCGUCAUCUUCCUCGUCCUCUUCCUCUUCCUCGUCCCUCUGCUCCGCUGCUUCAUCGUCCGCAAGGGACCACAGCGUGCCGAGUCUGGGCAGUCUGAGUAGCGAGGGCGAGAAGGAGCGCGGGAGGAGGAUGCGCGGCAACGACGUGCGCCGGAACACGCCGCUGGUGGUGGAUGGGAGCUCGCCGGGUAAGCGACACCGGUAG
Messenger RNA from Drepanopeziza brunnea f. sp. 'multigermtubi' MB_m1, 1710 nucleotides. NCBI's taxonomy places the organism in Eukaryota, Fungi, Ascomycota, Leotiomycetes, Helotiales, Drepanopezizaceae. The record is from RefSeq and is a predicted model, not a curated record.